This is a messenger RNA of Macrosiphum euphorbiae (potato aphid), 606 nucleotides long. Lineage: Eukaryota; Metazoa; Arthropoda; Insecta; Hemiptera; Aphididae. The record is from the annotation of a GenBank genome assembly.
AUGAAUGACAAAUAUAGUUGGUCAGUUUUAGGAUAUAUUUUGGUGUCAAGCCUUUGUUGUCAUGCUGCAAUGAAUGCAAAUAUGUCAAGAAACGAUGGCGGAGGAUUUAAAAACGAUUCGUUGUUGGAAAAUGACCCAGAACUGAACUACGUUCCUUCUGGGCCGUUGGUCAUGUGCUCUUUCUUGCCGAUGGAAUUCAUUGAAUGUGAAGACCUAGUUGACUUAAAAGGAAACAAGUCAAGAGAUGAUUCCAUGACAGGCGGGUGUUCUAAGUAUGGAGGUAGUUAUAGAUAUGAAGAUGUAGAAAAAACAACAGUUCAAUGUAUGGUUUUACCGGGUAUAGAAUGUCACGGUAAUAGAAAAUUCAACAAGAAAGGAUUUCCAUGUGUGAAAUAUGGUGGCUAUUAUUUUCUAACAACUCUGUUGUAUUCAAUUUUACUGGGAUUCCUUGGUAUGGACAGAUUUUGUCUAGGACAAACUGGAACAGCUGUUGGAAAACUAUUGACACUUGGAGGUGGUGGAGUCUGGUGGAUACUGGAUGUCAUAUUAUUAGUCACUAACCAACUUUUGCCCGAAGAUGGCAGUAAUUGGAAUAUUUAUGUUUAA